Molecule: messenger RNA, 11234 nt
Organism: Fopius arisanus
Lineage: Eukaryota; Metazoa; Arthropoda; Insecta; Hymenoptera; Braconidae
Gene: ds
Product: dachsous cadherin-related 1
Exons: 10
Coding region: 1-9900 (3299 amino acids)
Biological process (GO): homophilic cell-cell adhesion
Cellular component (GO): plasma membrane; catenin complex
Molecular function (GO): calcium ion binding; cadherin binding
Source: RefSeq, a predicted model, not a curated record
AUGGAGACAGGGACAUCGGUAGCAGGACUACGCCCUCCAUUCCUGCUCCUGAUUCUCUUCUCGCUGUUAUCGUUAUCGAAAAUUCAAUGUGAAUUAGUGCAACAUCUGGAGAUAUCAGAGUCAGCUCCACCAGGGAGUCGGGUUGGUUUUAUAGACGCCGAAAGUCCACCUUUUCUAAUAGUACCGGUUCUAGGUUCUCCAGUUAAAACAGAUUUGAUUGUCGAUCCGUCGACCGGUGAAAUUCGAACAAAAGUCGGCUUGGAUAGAGAAACUCGUCCCUCUUACAGUCUAGUUGCACUGCCACAAAAUGUUAGAGUUGUUAUUAAAGUAUUGGAUGAGAAUGAUAAUGCUCCAACAUUUCCCAUUGAUCACGUACACGUAGAAUUUCCUGAAAAUUCACCACGGGAUUCUAAACGAGCUCUGCCUCCAGCUAAAGAUCCAGAUCUGGGGCAAUAUUCAGCCCAGAGAUAUGAAAUAAUAAGUGGAAAUAAUGGAGAUGUUUUUAGGCUUUCGCAACAUCGAGGUAGAGAUGGGGUUUUAUAUUUGGAUCUUCAGAAUUCAGGUGUACUUGAUCGAGAAGUUAAAUCGUCGUAUCAGCUUGUUAUUGAAGCACUCGAUGGAGGUGUUCCACCACUGCAUUCUCGUCUGCGUGUCGAUGUAACCGUUCAAGAUGUCAAUGAUAAUCCUCCGAUUUUCAAUCAAACGAGAUAUACAGCCAGUAUCCCAGAAAAUUCCACCGUUGGUACUCCCAUUAUUGUUGUUAAUGCAACAGACGCCGAUGCAGGUCUCAAUGGCAAGAUUGAGUAUUCAAUAAAUAGGAGACAAAGUGACAGAGAAGAAAUGUUCAGCAUUGAUCCAGAGAGUGGAAUGCUGUAUGUCAAUAAGCCUCUAGAUUUUGAAGCAAGAGAGAGACAUGAAUUGGUCAUUGUUGCUCGAGACUUAGGAGCCCAACCCCUCGAAGCAAGUGCAUUUUUAUCAAUUUAUGUGACAGACGUUAACGAUAAUCAGCCAACAAUAACGGUAAUAUUUUUAUCGGACGAUGCAACACCGAAAAUAAGUGAGAGUGCUCAACCUGGAGAAUUUGUUGCUAGAAUAUCAGUAAGCGAUCCAGAUUCAAGAACUGAAUACUCUAAUGCCACUGUUACAUUGUCCGGUGGCGAUGGACACUUUGGUUUAGCAACAAGAGAUAAUAUUAUUUAUCUCGUUGUUGUUGAGAGGCCAUUGGAUAGAGAAGAGAAAUCCAUUUAUGAUUUAUCAGUUGAAGCAACUGAUACUGGAACACCACCGCUAAGAGCAAUAAGAACUUUCAGAUUGCUUGUCACUGAUGUUAAUGAUAAUGCUCCAACAUUUAUCGAAGAAAGGUAUGAAGCCCAUCUACUUGAAGCCUCUGAGCCUGGUACACCUGUUUUGCGGGUUAAAGCAACUGACGCCGAUGAGGGCAUCAAUUCAGCAAUUAAAUAUUCUCUCAAGAACACAAGUUGGUUCAAGAUUGAUGAGGAUAGUGGUUUGAUAAGUACUGUUACACAUGUUGAUUGCGAGACUGAUCCAACCCCCAUAUUAAUUGCCAUUGCCACCGACUCAGGAAGACCCUCAUUGAGUGGUAGUGCCAUUGUGAAAAUUACUGUUCACGAUCUCAACGACAAUGAGCCCAUCUUCGAGAAGCCACUCUACAAUGCCACCGUUGCUGAAAAUUUAUCCAUCGGCAGUUGCUUCGUCAAGGUUGAAGCAACGGACCCCGACUGUGGCAUCAACUCGAUGGUAAACUAUACCCUGACGACAGCUGGCCGACUAGCGAAUGAACAGCUCUUCGUGCGAAGUGACACCGGUGAGAUCUGCGUGAGAUCACCAUUAGAUCGUGAGGUAGCCCCGUACUUGGAGCUACCAGUUAUUGCAACAGAUAGAGGUGGCCUCAGCACAACUACCAUAGUACGAGUAACAGUCAACGAUGUUAAUGAUAACCGUCCAAUCUUCAAUCCCCUCCAAUACAAUACGACGAUUCGCGCUGAUUCAUCCGCUGUUGGUACAAUAUUGAAGGUCACAGCGAUGGAUUUGGAUGGUGGAUUAUUCGGCCAGAUUGCUUAUCGAAUAAUCAGUGGCAACGAGGGUGGACUGUUUAGAAUUGAUCGAACAAGUGGUGAGCUGCAAGUGGCGAGACCAAGUUUACUAUCGAGAUCAACGUUGCACCAAUUGAACGUGACCGCAACGGAUGCUGCAGGUCUCAAGAGUACUCUAGAUGCGAGUAUUCGCGUAGCAAUAUCAAUGGGCCAACACUUGCCAAUUUGCCAGAGGCCCAGAUACCUCAUUAUCGCCAAGGAGAAUGUCCUCCAGAACAGCAUCAUCGGAGACAUUAAGGAGUCGACUGAAUCCAGUUCUGGUUCUAGAGCGAGUAAAUUUUUCUUGGCAACGGGUGGUCAUGAAUUCUCAAUCGAUCCGAAUUCCGGAGUACUCCGUACGAGAAUAUCAUUCGACCGAGAAUCGAAGGACAAAUACAUGCUGUCCGUAGGCUUGCGAAAUGACGUUGGCAUCGGUUAUUGCCAGGUGGAAUUGAACAUUGAAGACGUCAAUGACAAUCCUCCAUCAUUUUCGACACCGAGUGUACGGAUAUCAGUAGCCGAGUCCCAUCCUCUGCAUGCAGCAUUGUACGUUGCACAGGCAAACGAUCCAGACAUCAUUCCCCCGAUACCAAUUCGCUACAUACUGGCCCAAAACAGCAACGAUCUCUUCGGCAUCGAUGCCCAUAACGGCGAAUUAUAUCUCAUCCGUAGAUUGGAUUACGAGACACAGCAGCGCCAUACUCUACUGAUAAGUGCAUUAGACGGUGGUGGUCUCUCAGCAAAUCUCAGUCUCAGCGUUGAGGUUCAAGAUGUGAAUGACAACCCCCCGGUGUUCGAAAGAAACGAGUAUCACGUUGAGAUUCCCGAAGGCGCCAAGCUCGAUUCACAGGUUCUACAAGUGACAGCGCUUGAUUUAGAUACCGGUAACAAUGCGAGAAUCAGUUAUCGUCUUCAAGGCUCAUCAUCAUUUCGCAUCAGUCCAAACACAGGAUGGAUAUACCUCACUCAAACCCUAGACCGUGAAACAACAGAUCGUUACGCACUGACAGUACUAGCUACUGACAAUGGUAGUCCACCAGCAACAGCAACUUCAUCAGUUUUAGUAACAGUCCUCGAUGACAAUGACAACAGUCCCCGCUUCACCAAGGAUUUUUAUUCAUUCCAACUCCUCGAGAAUCUACCAUCCGGUACAUUAGUUGGUACUGUCACUGCCUCUGAUCCUGAUCUUGGAAAAAAUUCUUUGCUGAGAUACACUGUCGUUCAGCACAACAGCAGCUUCGCCAUCGAUCCCGACACUGGUGAGAUAAUAACGAGAGAGCCCCUCGAUCGUGAGUUGAGGAGUCUUCAUGAGCUAGUCCUAGAAGCUAGAGACCACGGGAGUCCAUCGAGAGCGGCGCGAGUACCUCUUCGUGUAUCAAUUCUCGAUGUUAAUGAUAAUUCACCUGAAAUCGUUGAUCCUCAAGGGGAUAUUGUGAGCGUUCGGGAAGAGCAACCCUUGGGUACCGAGGUCGCUCGAGUCCGAGCCUUAGACGCUGAUCUUGGUGAAAAUGCCACGAUGACGUACAGCAUUUUGAAAGACCGAGACUCAGAUGGCUACAAUGUAUUCACGAUAGAUCCAAUAACUGGGAUGAUCAGGACAAAAUAUGUUCUUGAUCAUGAAGAGAGGGAUGUCUACAGGGUAUCGGUGAAGGCAAGUGAUGCAGGUAGACCACCGAGACAUAGCAUUCGGGUUCUCCGUGUUGAGGUUCUUGCAUUAGCGGAUAACAGGCCGACAUUUACAAGUAGCAGCUUGAGUUUUCACGUGAGAGAGGAUGCUAGGAUCGGUCAAGCCGUAGGAUCAGUCUCCGGUGCAGGACCAGCAGGAAGAGUCGCCUACACUCUCACAUCACUAACUCCCUUGACUCUACAUCCUGCCUUUGAUGUUGACAGAUCAUCUGGUCAGAUUGUCGUGGCUCACUCCUUGGACAGGGAAAAUGUUAGUGAAUAUCAUAUGGAAAUCCGAGCCCUCGAUACAACAUCCAUCGGAAAUCCCCAGAGUAUAGCGGUAUCUGUUAGAAUCUUCAUCGACGACGCCAACGAUAAUCCCCCCAAGUGGCCACAAGAUCCCAUCUUCAUCAGAAUAGCUGAGACUUCUUCUAUUGGCUUGACUAUUUAUAAUUUGACUGCUAACGAUGUCGAUGCUGGUGCCAAUGGAGAUUUACGUUACGAUCUCGUAUCUGAGUUUCCAGCCACUGGUACAUUUGCCGUAGAUUCACUCACUGGUGCACUGACAACAGUGAAAAUGUUGGACAGAGAGGAGCGAAGUGAGUAUACACUUUUGUUGAGAGCAACUGACGACGCGCCAAUCUCCGAACGACUUGCCACCACCGUCACAGCUAAAAUAGCAGUGAUGGAUCAAAACGAUAAUGAUCCAAUUUUCAUUGCACCGAAUAGUACAAAAAUAUCCGUAACACCGGAUGUUCAUACCGGUGCUAAUAUCGUGAGAGUUAUAGCUGUGGACAGAGACACCGAUAACAACGGUCGUGUGUCGUAUGUCAUUACGUCGGGGAAUGAAGAGUCGAGCUUUGCCGUUGGAUAUGAAUCUGGAUUAGUGACACUGAUUCGUCCGUUUGUGAAGGACACAGUUCUCCAAAUAACAGCGAAUGAUCAUGGCUCUCCACCCCGUCGUGCCAUUCUCAAUCUGACAAUAUCAAUGGCAAUCGGUCGAAUAAACGGACCACCCCGUCUCCUCCAGGUUAAUCCAAUAGCACGAGUUUCUGAAGAUCUCUCGAUUGGUGGAGCUAUUCUCAACGUUGCGGGUCCAACACUUGGCGAGCACGCUAAUGUAAGCUUUCACAUUCCCGAUGGCGUUGGUGCCAACAAAUUUUCAAUAUCCACCAGCGGAUUGGUUACGCUCGAGGGGGCCCUCGAUCGCGAAAAAACAGAAUAUUAUCACGUGCCAAUAUUGGCACAGUCCAGUAAAUUGCUUGAUUUAACAACAUUGGAGAUUAUUGUGGAAGACGAGAACGAUAAUGCCCCGGAAUUUCGUCCUGGUGCUUGUUAUACCCUGGUUAUUCCUGAGAAUCAAGAUAUUUCGAUAAUCCAUACGAUAGUAGCCGUUGAUAUCGACAAAGGCAAGAAUGGACAAAUAACUUACAGCAUAAUUGGUGGUAAUGACGGUGGAAAAUUCAGACUGGAUCCUGCCACUGGAGAUCUGUCAGCAGCAAGUUUGGACUGCGAGAUUGCUGCAAGAUACGUCCUAACAAUAUCAGCAAGAGACAAAGGUCGACCCAGCCUUGAAGCCCGCUGCAAUAUCUCGAUAAUUGUCCUAGAUGUCAAUGAUAAUUCUCCAACGUUCGCACCAAACCACCGGGACAACCUCAGGCUGACCAAAUCCUCGGAAUACCCGAGUUUCACUCAAUCGUUCCACCAAUAUUAUCCUAAUUACUCUGGUAAAUACACCGCAACUAUUUCCGAGGAUGUACCUCCCGACUCUUCAGUGAUGACAGUCCGAGCCACCGAUCCGGAUCAGGGAUUUAAUGGCAAAAUAACGUAUACCAUUUCUGAGGAGUCUACGUGGCUCUUCAGGGUUGACAACCUCACCGGUGUCAUUACUACGGCUGGGCCACUGGAUCGUGAGCGUCAGGCAGUCUACAAUUUUCUAGUUGUCGCAACAGACGGUGGACUAUACGACGCUAAAAGUACAUCAAUACCAAUUGAAAUAAAUCUGAGUGACGUGAAUGAUAAUGCACCUGUUUUCGAAACGAAUCCAUUCAGAGCUACAGUAGCAGCAUCGACACAACCUGGUCACAAUAUUCUUCAAGUUAAGGCCAAGGAUCACGAUGCUGGUAUCAAUGGAGAAAUAACUUACUUCUUUUCCCACGAGGUCGACAAGCCAAAAUUCCGAAUUCACCCGACCACUGGAAUAAUCACAGCCACCACUACCCUGAUACAAGAGUUUGGUAGAACUGUUCAUCUCGCUGUGAUUGCCAGAGACCGGGGGAACCCCCCGAAGAGCUCGACAGCGCUGAUUGAACUGAAAGUCGGCGAUACUGAGGAUCUCAGUCCAAUUCUCAUGUUCCAAAAUGACACCUACCAGGCUGUAAUUCCCGAGAACUCACCCUUCAACACAGAGAUCAUUCGGGUGACAGCUGUGAGAUCUGAUGGACGCCGACAGCACAUGUCUUAUUCCAUAGGUACUGGUAAUGACUUCGAGACAUUUAUCAUCGACGAGGAGAGUGGUACAGUAAAGGUCAAUGAUCCAUCGAAACUCGAUGCCGAAUUGUGGAUAAAUUGUGAUGACCGCUAUCUUACGGAUAACCACUCCGACAAAGAUAUCUCUCGUGAUUGUUCCAAUAGAAUUUUAACAUUGAUUGCUAAAACAACUGGCCCAGACCCAUUGGAGGCUUAUGCCAGGCUCGUCAUCAAGGUUUCUGAUGUCAACGAUAAUCCACCGAUUUUCACGCAGAGUCAGUAUUCGGCGACUGUUCUCGAAGGCAAUGCCAAGGGAAAUUUCGUCGUUAAGCUGUCAGCGAGUGACGCUGAUGAAGGAAUCAAUAGCAAAAUUCUUUACCACAUAGUAGACGGUAAUCCGGACAAUGCAUUCAUCAUAAGCCCACCGUAUAGUGGAGUAGUGCGUACAAACAUCGUUCUCGAUAGGGAAAUCCGAGAGAAGUACAGAUUGACCAUCAUUGCUACUGAUCAAGGAAAUCCUCAACUCACUGGAACGACUGCACUCAGCAUCCGAGUUAUUGAUGUUAAUGACAAUCAACCGACCUUUCCGGGACACAAUGUUAUAUCCAUUCCAGAAGAUACAUCGGUUGGGGCAGUUUUGACAACUAUGACUGCCAACGAUGUUGACAGUUCACCCGCGCUGACCUAUCGUUUUGGAAAAAUAAACGAGCACAUUCCUUUCACCAUCGACCGCUACGGCGGAAAAGUAAUAUUAAAAGAAGCUGUGGACGCUGAAGAGCAUUACGAAUAUAGUCUCCAGGUUAUUGCCAGUGAUGGAAUUCACGAGGCGACCACCGAGCUCGUUAUCAGACUCACCGAUGUCAACGACAACCCACCGAGAUUCCAGCAGGCCGCCUACGUCACAACACUUGCAGAGGGACCAGACAAUAUCCAAGAAAUCGUUGUGGUCAAUGCAACAGACGAUGAUUUCCUGGAAAUCAACAAGAUGAUCCAUUAUUAUCUGCUUCGACCUGUUGAAGGCUUUUCUGUGCAUCCGGACACUGGAGCUGUUACAGCUAACAAAUCAGCGUUGAGUCGACCACUCCCGAAGGAAAUUCACCUGACUAUUGUCGCCAAAGACUCUGGUAAACCAUCAUUAUCAUCCAAUUGCUCAGUUAUACUUCGAUUGAGUGGACUCAGGAGUUCCUCCUCUAACAAAGAAUUCCAGCUCAAUAUUCCGGAGAAUGCGACAAGAGGAACGGAUAUUCUCAAAAUGACGGAUAUAGGAUUGCUCGAUGGAGUUAUUGUCUCCGGAGAUGAUGGAACUUUUGAAGUGUCCAGAGGAGAUCUCACACUCAUUAAAAACCUUGAUCGAGAAACUAAGGACAAGUACAUUCUCCAAUUAGCCUCGAGAACAUCGAACACAACGUCUGGCAGUCCAGCAACUUCUGAUUUAACAGUAAUAUCUCUUGAGAUCACUGAUGUCAACGAUAAUUAUCCAGUUUUUGUUGAGAGGACUCAUGCGGUCUCUAUCCCGGAAGACUCGCCCCCGGGUACUAGUCUCCUGAGUGUCUCGGCUACCGAUAACGAUUUAGCUAACACACCUGCAUCAAUUAUCACGUACUCCAUCACUUCCGGAAAUGAUGUUGGUUUGUUCAAAGUGAAUAGUACAACAGGCAGCAUCUUUGUUAAUUCAACGCUCGACUGUGAUCUCUCUCCAGAAACGUACAAUCUAAUUGUUCUUGCCUGUGAUACCGAUAUCAAUCCUCUUUGUGCACUGACCAAAGUCAAAAUAAAUCUCCAAGAUGUCAACGAUAACUCUCCAAAAUUCGCAGUGCCGGAAUAUUUGGAAUUUGUUGGUGAAAAUGAACCAAUUGGCACUCGAGUAUUUUCAGCAAUGGCUUCCGAUCUCGACAGAGGUAUUUUCGGCAGUGUCAACUACUCAAUUGUCUCGGCAGCAGCCACGGGCUUCUCUGAGAUAGACGACAGCUGGAAACUGUUUAAUGUCGAGGCAACUACAGGUUCAGUCACCACUCGCUCAGUAUUUGAUUACGAACAGAGAAAUCGUUACGCUUUCACCCUAAAAGCCACAGACACCGGUGGCAGAACGGCGGAAGUUCGAGUUCGCAUUGAAAUAGACUCACGAGAUGAAUUCUAUCCACAAUUCACAGAGCGAAUGUACAAAUUCACACUGAGAAAUAGUCAAACUCAUGCUGGGAGUAUAAUCGGUCAUGUGACCGCUACGGAUAGAGACAAGGGUCCAGAUGGCAGAGUUGUAUAUCAGUUAACAUCUCAGCAUCCUUAUUUCAAGCUCAACCGAACAACAGGGACUCUUAUUCUGAAGAAAAAACUUCAUUUCGACGCCAUUGAAGAGUCUUCAAGAUUAGUGGUGUCUGCAAGUUCUGGUAGGCAAGGUUCUUUAUCUAAUAUGACUGUCGUAGAGGUUAGAUUCGUUGAUAAUAAUGACGAUGACAACAUUGUAUACAACGGAGUAAAUUCUUUGGCGACUCCGAGUAAUCUCGGGACUAAUAUGGCAAUGGCAACGUCUUCCGGACUUGCGGACUGGGCCCUGGGGCUGCUUAUCGCUCUAGUUUUAUUGAUAGCAAGUUUCGGUGCGAUAUUUCUAUUCCUCCAUUUCAGGAGUAAAAAGAUGAAAAAUAAUACAAAGCCAGGAUUAAAUGGGGAGAGCAAUGCAACAAGUUCCAAUAGUUAUGUGGAUCCCAGUGCUUUUGACACAAUUCCAAUACGAAGCGUAGCGAAUGUUGGAAGUGGAAGCAAUGUCGGAGGAUCGAAUAGUGCUGGAAGUGGAGGUGGAGGUUGUCAAUUUGCACCCCCCAAAUACGAUGAGAUACCAUCGUAUGGUACCUCUGGUCAGGGACAACAACAUGCCACAUCUGAAAUAUCGGGAAGUGAUCAGAGUGGGUCGUCUGGUCGAGGUUCUGCUGAGGAUGAUGGAGAGGAUGAAGAGAUUAGGAUGAUCAAUGAGGGACAAACUACUGAUUCUGCCAGUGAUUUGUCAGUACACAAUACGCAGGAGUACCUUGCGAGACUUGGAAUUGUUGAUCCACCUAGUGGAACCCCUAGACGACCACCUGAAGCGUUACCUCUUGACAGUCUUCAUUUGUUCGAAGAUGAAGCGGUUACCGAGGCAGAAAUAGCCACUCUGAUUUACGGAAAAAUAGGGAGUGAGAGUGGUGGCCCAGCCUCGGGUCUUGGUGUACCAGGGGGUCCGUCCAUGAAUGGCUCAUUGAGUUCGAUAGUACAUAGUGAGGAGGAACUCACUGGCUCUUAUAAUUGGGAUUACUUACUCGAUUGGGGGCCACAGUAUCAACCCCUGGCUCAUGUCUUCGGGGAAAUCGCGAGGUUGAAGGACGACGCUGCGAGCUUUCAUUCCACCAAUUCCGGGGGUAGUGCUAGAUUAAAGAGUGUACAUAAGGCCCCACCGCCACCCCUCUUAACAUCAGUUGCACCUAGAUCAAUUGCAGCACCUGCACUUGCCCGGGGUAUGCUACCGAGAUCACCGAUCAGUCAUGAUGCCUCGACUUUUCCCUCAGCAGCGUUGAGUCCCAGUUUUUCACCAUCGUUAUCACCGCUGGCCACUAGGAGUCCCAGUAUCAGUCCGUUGGUACCUCCAGCGGCAUCGAGACAAGGGGGUAAUAGGAUUCCAGUUGUAGAUAACGAGUUGAAUAUUUAGAACUGAAAUUUUUUUUUUAUUUAUUUCGAAAAAAAAACAAUGUCAAGCGCUAUUUCCUUCGAAUCAUUGAACAUAUUGUGUACAACUGACUCCUAGAUACAUCGAGAUUCAUCAGCUCAUGACUCAUUAGUGUUUGUAAUAUAACGUGUACAUGCGUCAAUUUUUUUCAUGUUGGAGGAAAUAAUUGCGGUCGAUUGCAGAACUGUAAAUAUUUUAUUGACCGAUUGAUCGACGGUUUUGAGACUGGCAAUGUAGGUUUAAGUAGAAACUGUACAUAAAUUAUGAAUUGUUUCUUUCUUCCCGUCAUUAUUAAUUUUCAUGAUCAUCAAUACGCGGAUUGUUCCGCGUGACUGACAAUGAUUAUAUCAUCAUUGCGAUUCAACUCGACGAUAAAACUGUAUAUUUUCUUUAAUACUCUCGGGUGAUGAAAUGAGAAGAGCUUCAAUUGUAAAGUGUUCAUUCAGAUGCCACUCAUUCAUUUAAUUGCAACGAAAGAACUGAUUCUGAUGGUACGACAAUACAAGCGACCCUUCGGAGAUAAACUAUUUUGUACGAUACAAUUUUAGAUUAUUGUAUAAACAAAACUGCCAUCAAAGGGGUAGAAACUCUUGCACUUAGUAAACGAAUUUUUUAGUGAAAAUAAAAGACUGCUGUUUAUUUAUUUUUUCCCCGUCCAUGACAAAUUAUUUGGAGGAAAAGUUACAAAAUGGAAGUGAAUUAACUGUUUCGGUGAUUAUUGUGUAUAAACCUGCAUUUAUUAUUUAUACAACUUGUUGAGUCUUUAGUACAUAAACACAUUGAUCAGUUCCCACUAAAGUUUUGUAAGUUAUUUUUUGUCCAGAGGUAAUAACUCUACAUACAGACUUUAAGAUGGAAUCGACAGGUAAGUUAACAAUGAAUCAACUUGCCGAAAUAAAAUGAAAUUAAUAACUUUGACACGUGAACGAGUAGUAUAAUACUUUCAUUCCUUAUAUAAAGGUGUUGUCUAUAACUUUAUCAUUUUGUUGUUGUUUCAUUUAGUGGUAAAAACCAUACACACUACACUAUCUAUUUUAUCUUCGAACGACUUAUGGUUAACACAUAUCGAUGUUACCUACACAUUGACAACCACAUUGAGAAAAUUUUCCAUCCACCGCAAUAUCUUAAAUAUUGAUUCCCUGCGAUGACCGAAUUAAUUAGAAUUUCACUCUUUACCUCUUUCACAGGCAGUCUUACGAUUCUCAGAUAUUUAAAUUACCAUCAGCGUGAUAUUUUACGACUCAUUCUCAUUAUACUUGUGCCCUCGGAACACUCACAGUCCCAUUUUUCUCACCGUUAAUUCAACAAAAAAAAAA